CACAACCUGAUCGGACGGGUUUGGUGGAUGUGGCUGAGCAACGGCCCCGACUUCUCGUCAAGGAACGCCAUAUUGAAUCCAAGUGCAUAACUCGUGAGACAGUAGAGGCGAAGCUGAGGGAAAAUUUCAGGUUCACCACAAAAAUAGAGAACGAUUUUACAAUCUAAUUAAUCAUAUUUUUCUAGUCUACAAGCCAAUCUCUCUAAAGAUUACGUUUAAUAAGUACAAAACAGACGUUUUACGUCACAAGGGUUAAUAAAAAUUAUUUCAGUGCGACAAACGAUUAGACGUACAUUUAUAGAAGUGUAUGAAAAUUAAGAGGAAAAACCAAUUCAUGGCACUUUUGAGUGAGAUAAAACCACCCCUAAUGGCUUUUCUCACAAAUAACUUCGGUAAAACUAGAAUUAGUAAGGAACGUUGUUAAAAUUUCACUAUUUUACCCGUUUUGACCGAGGAUUUUUAUUUAUGUGGUCGUCAUUUUUAACAUACCCGAUUGGCUAGUUGAUCACAAUUCAAAAAACUUGCGACUACUUUUAAACCGUGUCACGGCUGAAGGUCGGGAAUAUUAACGUUUGACCUUAAUUUUUUUUAAGCUCUUAAUUCGAUUAAAAAAUUAGGGCGAUUGGCUUGGUGGGCUAUGAGAAAAUAGACGUGUGUUUUCGGUCGAAAAAAUAUUUGAGCCUUGAGAAGGUAGAAGUAAAAUUGUCGACACCAAAAUUGGGCAAAUCUCACUGUUCACAUCAAAGAAUGUCUUCUACUUAGACUCUUCAAAAAAAUCAAAAAAGGAUCGAAAUAAAUAAUUCUCCUAAAGGAAAGAGAAUGAGUGGGACUAACGAUGAGGAUCUUGAAGAUGGCGAAAUUUUUGAUGAUGAUGAUGACCAGACUGUGCCUUUACCACAACCACCAACGCAACAGUCUCAAAUCCGACCGUUGCUUAAAGAUGAACCUCUUUUACAAGUGGUUUCCCCACAUCCGAAGAGGCGAAUCUCUUCGCCAAACAUGAUGGACAGGAAACGCCAACAACAGAAAAACAGGAGAGGCAAAAGGAAUAGAGAUGAUGACCGUCUCUUUCAACAAAGGAAGAAAAGACGAAAUAAUGAUGAAAAACUCGUGCAGAGGGACAAGGAUGUUCUUCUUGAGGAUGAGGAUUCUCUUCUUAGAAGUGGUAACUCUCCAAAUUGGGAAAACAGAUAUGAAAAGUCAGAUGGUUAUAUUUUAGACGAAGAAGAUGAGGAGAUGUGCGGACCGACGAGGAGAGGCGGAAGAGGGAUAAGAGAUUUCUCCGGGAGGCAGAGAAGAAUGAGGAACAACCGGGGUGGAAGAAGGGGCUGCGGUGGUGGAGGACCGGGAAAUGCCGGUGGUCCUCAUAGAAGAGGAGGAGGAGUUGGUGGCAGUGGCGGAGGAGACAAUAUGUGCAAAUUCUUUCUCCAGGGAAAGUGCCAUAGGGGUACUGAUUGUACAUUUUCCCACCAGACUCAUUCAAACCGAAAAUUCGAGCUCUGCAAGUUCUACAUGAAUGACUGUUGUACAAAAAAGGACAAGUGUAUGUACAUGCAUGGCGAUUUCCCUUGCAAGUUCCACCACCUCGGACUUAAAUGCUAUGCUGGGAAGAGGUGCAAGUUUUCACACUACCCAGUUUCGAAUUUUGUUAAACAAAUGCUAGUCAAGCACAACCAAACUGAAAGUGAUAAGCAUUUCCUUCUCCAGCUUGAGACUCGGUCGCCAGGGAGAGGUUCGCCAGACUUCCUAGAUUUUCACAAUCAGGAAGAUCAAGAGGAAGAUUACGGGAUGGACGGCCCGAACGGUGGGCCGUUCGACCAAUUAGGAGGGAAUUUCUUUGAACCGCAGGCUGGAAGAAAUAAUAGGAAUCAAAACAACAUGAACCACGGCCAGCACAACCGUUUGGACGAUAGAGAGAGGAAAAGAGAUCGAUCUCAAGCACCUCACAAUUAUCCUAAGCAAAACCGACAAGAUGAACAAUCCGGUGAAGAUGAUGCCAAUACAACACCAAUGCCUUCACCUUCAGAUAAUGCUAAUGAUAGGGAUCAUUUUUCAACUGAAAAAGAUGAAAGUACUACACCUGCUAAACCUUCAUCACCACUAUCCGAAAACAAAACUGAAGCAGAUCAACUUUCUAAUCAACCUUCUGUAGAGGAUGUGCCAUCAUCAUUGCCUCAGAAACAACGAGAGUUAUUUAUGAGAAUACAACAACAACAGCACAGGCAAAACAGUUCUAUGAAGGGAGGAGAAGAACAACCAACAAACAAAGAUGAUGAGUAUAAAGAAGAAGAUUGGUAUUCGUCAGAUGAUGAAGGAAAUCCUCUCUCCACUAUUUUAAAAACAAUUAAACCAAAAUCUUAUGCGACGGAGCAUAAUAAUGAAUUAAAAGGCAAUUUGCCAGCUAUGCCAAAGAGUCUUCCUGAUAUAGACAUAAACGAAGUUUCAAAAUUGCUGGAGACGAUAAAACAGAAAGGGGCUCAGCAAGAGGAAAUGAACCAAAAUAAAGAAAACAAAAUGAAGAGUAAUGAAAAGCCUGAGGAGAAACGAAGGGUAAGAGAUCCACGGUUACAAAAGGCGAACCACGCCGCCGCCACAGUAAGUGAAGACAAGGCGAGCCAACCAGUCGCUCCUGGAAACUCCACUUUACACCCUGGUGAUGUCGAUUUGAGGGUCGGUAUUCCGAUGACUGACUUGGCACCUCCUUCGAACUUAGACAUUGAUUUGCGGCAGUUGCCUUUUAAACCCGCACCAGUUCAUCAGGCAGCGAAUGAGAUAGAUGCUUCAAUCAAAUCCCACAUGAUAAUAAAUUAUGUUUUAAAGCCCUUUCCACAGCAGCCUAAACCCGACUAUAAUGGAGUUCAAGCUAAAUGUGCUGGAGAUCCAAGGCUGAAAAUGACUGGAGUGCAGCCUCAACCUUUGAAGCCAGUGUCGAGUGCACCUUCCGGUAUCGUAAACCCAUUUAUGAUGGUAGGACAGCCGAUGUACAACGUAGACACCAGUCAUGCUCCUCCGCAGCCGGCACAUCCUCCGGUUCAAAGCAGGGAUCCACGGCAGAGGGCUUUAGCGAAUGAUCCUAGACGGAAAAAUUUGCAACCUCAACCACCGCCUUCUGUGAUCCCUCAACACCAUCCGCCUCCAGCACUAAGAUUCGGACAAGAAUUGCCCAUACAACCGCAAUUUUUCCACCAACAAAGGGGUGACUCUGAUUUAAGGAACCCUAGUAUGUUCAAUGUGGGUGAUGUUGAUCUUAGGUUUCAACAGCCGCCAACCCCACGUUUUGUUUUCAAAUGAUGAAACAUUUAUUUUCCCUUAUAUUAUCUAUCCAUUUAAUUUUGUAAAAAAGUGAUUAAAAGUAAUUUUUUAAUUGUUACAAUUUUAAGUUUUGGUAAAAUGCCUACUUUCUUUCUUGUAAAUAGUCUAAAGUUGUUUAUACAUUAGUUCUUCUUGAGGUUUAUAAAUAAAUGAAACAAAAAUGUGUAUAAAUAAAAGACAAUGAUUGGAAGAUCUCAUCACAAAAUUUAAAUGAGUUAAUUUAAUUUCUAGUAUGGAGAUAGCAAUCAUACUUCCAAUCAAGGCUCAAAGUACAUGUAUGUGUGUUUGUCCUCUAUUGUUACUGUGUAAUUGAUAUACCAACAAAAUGACCAGAAAUUAUUGUUUUUAAUAUGUACAUAUUUAAUUUGUGUGUACAUAUUUUUUGUAUGACAAUUUUAUU
Molecule: messenger RNA, 3712 nt
Organism: Cimex lectularius (bed bug)
Lineage: Eukaryota; Metazoa; Arthropoda; Insecta; Hemiptera; Cimicidae
Gene: su(sable)
Exons: 13
Coding region: 820-3291 (823 amino acids)
Biological process (GO): negative regulation of DNA-templated transcription
Cellular component (GO): nucleus
Molecular function (GO): metal ion binding; RNA binding
Source: RefSeq, a predicted model, not a curated record